Molecule: messenger RNA, 806 nt
Organism: Sphaerodactylus townsendi
Lineage: Eukaryota; Metazoa; Chordata; Lepidosauria; Squamata; Sphaerodactylidae
Gene: SMIM15
Product: small integral membrane protein 15
Exons: 3
Coding region: 287-514 (75 amino acids)
Source: RefSeq, a predicted model, not a curated record
CAUUUGGCGUCAUGGCUGGCUAUUGUUGCCCCUCACAGCUGACCCAGAGGGAUGCCCUCACGUGAUUAACCGGAACGCCUUAGGAGUCGGUUUGUCUAGGCGUCUGCAGCAGUCUCUAUGGUCGACCCUUAGGUAUACAAGCGAGCUGGGAGGGAAACGGGUUUACCCGUCCUCUUCUUCCUGGUUCCGGUAGGCGGCUUUCUGAUACAGCUGGGUCUUGGCCUGUGGUGUUAAAACUGGAGCUUCUUAAUCUGCUGGGAUUUUCCCCUAUCCGGUGACAGAAAACAUGCUUGAUAACAUCAAAUCCUGGGCAACAUACAUUGUGGAAUGGGCUGCAAAAGAUCCAUAUGGAUUUCUCACCACGGUGAUCUUGGCCCUUACCCCGUUAUUCUUAGCAAGUGCAGUACUGUCAUGGAAACUGGCAAAAAUGAUUGAAGCCAGGGAGCGAGAGCAGAAGAAAAAGCAAAAGCGCCAAGAAAAUAUUGCGAAAGCUAAACGAACGAAGAAGGACUAAAACGGCAACCCACUGGACAGAACCCACUCCUUUUCUAAACAAAGCCCUGCUCCUACAUUUUGUACUUUUUGGUUGUAAAUUUUAGAGAUUUUGUGCAUAAACCCAAGAAUUCCAGAAAUGUGUUUAAUCUGUGUUAAAAUUUAAUAGCUUUAAGUAGUUUUGUCCUGGGACGUAUUUUCUAAUUUGGGUCUAUUUGUAAGCUACACUAAGUACAUCCAUGCAGUAUCUUGAUAAACUAUGAAUUGGUUGAUGAAUAAAGACCUAAGGAAUUAAAAUUUUAUUGUAUUAAAAA